CCCACUGCUAUCUCUCGGUAUACGUAGAGGAAGAGGGGCAUAUAAAUACCUUACCUACCUGCCACUUGGUUACCGUCUCCCGUUCUCUCAGACUUACCUUCCCUAGACCAUAUACUUUGAUACCCUUAUUUGAGCACCUCCUCACAUACAUUCAACCCCAAUCCCAACUUCCGUAAACUUUUGGAUUUUCUCCCAGCUCAACCUAGAAAACCACCGUCAAAAUGGCUCCCAAGAUCGCCAUCGUCUACUACUCCAUGUACGGCCACAUCAAGCAGCUGGCCGAAGCCGAGAAGGCUGGUAUUGAGAAGGCCGGUGGCAAGGUCGACCUGUUCCAGAUUGAGGAGACGCUCCCGCAGGAUGUCCUCACCAAGAUGGGGGCUCCCGCAAAGCCCACUGACGUCACUGUCCUCAGCGAUCCCGCAACUCUUGAGGAAUACGAUGCCUUCCUCUUUGGCAUUCCCACCCGUUACGGAAACUUCCCGGGGCAAUGGAAGGCCUUCCUGGACAAGACCGGUAAGCAGUGGGCUACGGGUGGCUUCUACGGCAAGUACGCCGGCAUCUUCAUUUCCACCGCCUCGCAGGGUGGCGGUCAAGAGUCGACGGCUAUCGCUGCCAUGUCGACAUUUGCCCACCACGGCAUCAUCUACGUCCCCCUGGGAUACACCAAGUGCUUCGGCAUCCAGACCGACCUGAGCGAGGCUCGCGGAGGAUCCCCAUGGGGAGCUGGCACUUUUGCAGGCGGCGACGGAUCGAGGCAGCCCUCUGAGAAGGAGCUCGAGCUCGCCAGGAUCCAGGGCGAGGAGUUCUACAACCACGUGUCCAAGGCUUUCAAGUGACUGCAUGGCAGUAAAUCGGAGGCUGGGGCACCCGCAGAAAAGGCAGAGCCAGCAAAGGAGCAGAAGGCGGAAGGUCAGAACGGGGCUGGCAACGCAGCCAACGGCUCUGGCGGUAACGUCCCUGCAAAGAAGGACUCGGAGGGAGAGGAUGGUGGUCCUUGCGGCCUGCCCAGCAAGUGUAAUAUCCUGUAGCUUGCUGUCUGCGAUGCAAUAAAGGAUAGUAAUGACCAGCAUGAAAGUAAUACUGUGUUCAAGAGCAUGGCUCUUUUGCAAGAAUCGGCAGUCUUUUUGUAAGCUUCCGCUUCCAAAAGCCAUGCUGGAUUUGGUAGCAGAGUGGAUAUCAAAAUACAAAAUCUGUAAUGCCGCCAUGCAAUGUCGCCAACUGGAUCUUACGAAUUGGAUUCCUAUCAAGAGAGCCAAGCCAUUACAUUGUAGGUUUAUACAGGCGUAGCGUGUGGAAACGGAUUCAGAGAGAGAAAAAAACAAUUCAUACUACAAUUACGUUCCAUCCAAAGUGGUUUCACAUUGGAGACUUGACUUUGCGUGCAUCGAAACGACGGCACACAACCGGUUGCCACGACAGCGGAUUCAAUAACAAGGCGCUAGCCAACUAUUUUGCUCGGUUGAGAAUAAUUGAAUGCGGCAUACCAAAACGCCGAGAGCAGCACCUUGCUCUGGAACCAUGAUACUUGCAGUAAGGCAAGCAAGGUAAGCUUGGUAGCGUUUUAGUUGCGAGCACGUGCAAGAAUGAGUCGGUUUGAAUGGGCUGUCAACAGGUUGAGUGCUCUCAAUGCAAAAAAAGAGAAUAUGAGACGAAGGAAAAAUUUAGAGGCAGAACAAAAAAAGAAAGACACAAAGAACACAAAGAAGGGAAGAAGAAGAUAUGCAAAAGAAGCACCUUGCAUUCAUCCGAACGAUGUGUUGCUAAUAUUGUCAGCAGAUGAAAAAGCUCCUUCGUACUUGGUCCAAGGCUUACCCCUGUCGUUGAAGACAGAAAAUACCGUAAACACAAAGACAUGGGAUCAUCCUGCAGAAAAUAGAAAUCAGAACACACACUGUCCGACAGAGUUGUUGCGGGGAGCCAAGGCAAAUGGGGGCGAACCUGCACAGUACCGUAAGG
Molecule: messenger RNA, 1956 nt
Organism: Pyricularia grisea
Lineage: Eukaryota; Fungi; Ascomycota; Sordariomycetes; Magnaporthales; Pyriculariaceae
Exons: 5
Coding region: 222-836 (204 amino acids)
Molecular function (GO): FMN binding; NAD(P)H dehydrogenase (quinone) activity
Source: RefSeq, a predicted model, not a curated record